Camponotus floridanus (Florida carpenter ant) is the source of this 3065-nucleotide messenger RNA. It is a transcript of the gene Mps1, whose product is annotated as serine/threonine-protein kinase MPS1. Gene Ontology annotation, biological process: chromosome segregation; mitotic spindle assembly checkpoint signaling; peptidyl-serine phosphorylation. Gene Ontology annotation, cellular component: spindle; kinetochore; nucleus. The record is from RefSeq and is a predicted model, not a curated record. Lineage: Eukaryota; Metazoa; Arthropoda; Insecta; Hymenoptera; Formicidae. The coding region runs from base 319 to 2961 and encodes 880 amino acids. Gene Ontology annotation, molecular function: ATP binding; protein serine/threonine kinase activity; protein serine/threonine/tyrosine kinase activity. The transcript is spliced from 8 exons.
ACUAUUUUACAUAAAUAUAAAUAAUUUUAUACGUAUGACGGCCUUGUAACGUGCACAAGAUACUUUCUGUCUUUCUUUUUGUUAGGUCUACAGUAGGGCUGUUUAGUUUGACAGGUGUUGUGUGUAUAUAUAUGUGUAUACUAGAAGAUGUUUCGUGAUGAAAGCAUUCUGAUUUUAUCUCCUUUCCAUGUGCUUCAUUACUAAAAAUCAUCGAAAAAUCUGACAUCUAUUAUGCCAAUGGCUAUUUGUUAGCAUAACUUAAGGAUAAUUCGCGACGUUUUUCUUCAGUCAAUAACAUUUGUUCUCGAAAGAUUAUCAAUGAUGUCAGAUCUUGUAGGAAAUAGCCAUAGUUUUAAUAGUGCAAAUACAAGCAAAACAUCAAUUACACUACCAAAGUCUCAACCAGUACGCCUCUUGUAUUUGUGUGAGAGCGAUGAAGAUGACGAUGAUAAUGAAAACGAAGAGAAACCCCGCGAGUCUGAAGAUGAGUCAGAUUUGGAUGAAGUACCAAGUGAUCCUGCUGAUAAUGUAUGGGAAUCACGUAUACAUAAAGCAGCAGACAUUGAUCCUUUGAUUAGUCCAACAGAUGGGCUCUUAAAAACUAUAUGUGUAUCGCCAAAAAAUGAUUGUGCAAUUCCAACUGAUAUUUCUUCUAUACAGAAAUGCUAUGCGCAUAAAGAAGAAGGUGAUUCUGAUAUGAAUAAAAACCUACAACCAAUAACAAACAGUGUCCAAUUGAAUCAUGAGAAUGUUUACAUGUCCAAUCAUCUAUGUAGCACAAUGACUGAUAAUAAAAUGCUGCAUAGGAAUAAUGAGCACUUGUUGAAUUUAAGCAAGGAGGACCAGCGGCAUAAAGAAAUGUUGUAUGGUUUUAGUGAACAAAUGAAUAAAGAUUGCAAUGAGGAGCCUUGCAAAAUCCCAACCAUCGUAUCGGAAUCCAUUAACUGUAUAUCUCAAAACCUAUCUGAGAACAUAAUAAAUCCUAUAACAUAUAACUCACAAUACAGCACUGCCAAGUAUGAAGCAAAUGAAAAAUGUACGCCAGCUAAAAAUUCAAGCACACACAUGGUAUCAAGUACACCCUCACUGAACAAAGUUCAGCAAACAUCAUUACUUACUCCAGUUAAUCGUUUAGUCUUGGAAACUCCAUUGAAACAGCCAAUUGCUUCAAUGCAUCCGAAACCAUGCACAUCGCAUAAGCAACUAUUUCAGACCCCACAGAAUAAAUUGUCUGAUGAUUUAAGUAAAAGUCACAUUCAAACUCCUUCCACAAUAUUGUCCAGUUGGUACUAUAAUAAUGCGAGGCAUACACCAAUGGAGGGAAAAAAUCUCGUUACAAAGGAUUUUGUGCAAAUAUCUAGAAAUACAAUUUGUACGCCUAUUGCAGAGAAGCCGGACUCCGCGAGAUCAAAUGUUAAGAACGUGAGACCUUUAGCGGAUUCUAUGUUAGUACAUAGCGAUUCUUCUGCAAUUCAUCCUUCAGAAUCGAAGCCACUCGUUGCGUUGCACGCAUACACUGAAACAAAAAAUGUUGCAUCCGAAUUACAACAAAAAGAUAGAAGCAAGAAAGCGGGUAUAAAAUUGAUGAUGGACACAGAAAUUAAUUAUCAUAAUGAUCCGAAAUUUUCAAAGCCUACCGAGGAAAUGAAGGACAACAAACAGUUCGUCAGUAUAUCAGACACAUUGCUAGGAGGUAGUACAAAGACUGUGUCGAGUAAGAACGAAAUCAAACGAAAUGUGAUAAUUGGGUCUAAUAUAGAUCUAAAAGAUUCCUUGCAAACUCUAAACAAGUAUAGUGAAGAAAAACACGGAAUCGUCUCUGAAUGUAAAAACUCACACGAGCGAUAUCCGAUUUGCGAGAAGCGCGAAAAAGCUCAAAUCGUAGAUAGAGUAGCAAACACACAAUUUACUAUAUCAUCGAGCAUUCUUCCACAACGACAAGGUAAAACAUUACGUGUGAAGAACAAAGAGUAUCUGAUUCUGGGCUCUCUUGGUCGUGGAAUGAGCGGCGAAGUUCUGCGAGUGCAGGAUAUUUCUUUCGGCGAGUUACGCGCAAUCAAAUGCGUAGACUUGAGCAAGAUGGACAAAGAGUCGGCUCAGGGCUGCUUGGACGAGAUCUCCAUGCUACAUAAAUUACAGGCGUCAUGCGUCGUCAGAAUGUUCGAUUAUGAGAUCACAGACUCUAUGGUUUAUGUGGUGAUGGAAAUGGGUGAUACCGAUCUCAGUAGACUUCUGAAGUCCAUGUCCCAGGAAAAGCAAAUUUCUCUCACGAUGAUUCUGUAUUAUUGGACAGAAAUGCUCACUGCUGUAAAACACAUACAUGAUAAUGGAGUCAUACAUUCGGAUUUAAAACCAGGAAAUUUUUUACUUGUACGCGGCCGACUUAAGUUGAUAGAUUUUGGCAUCGCUUCUAGUAUAAAUUCCGACAUGACAUCUGUUCUGAAAAAUAGUACAAUUGGAACAUUAAACUAUAUCAGUCCAGAAGCUCUGAUGGACAUCGGCGGUAGCGCGGAUUCGCCUACGCACAAAGUUAAAUACAAGAUAAGCUUCAAGUCGGAUGUAUGGUCAUUAGGGUGCAUUUUGUACAGCCUAGUAUAUGGUCACACACCGUUUCAACACGUACGUUCCCAAUGGGCGAAGGUGAACGCUAUAACUAAUCCGAAACCGAACAUUUCGUUUCCGGCAUUCUCCUCGAGCGGGAAGAAUCUUCAAAAUCAUGAGCGCACGCCGCCCGUCCUGAUUGAUGUGAUGCGGAAGUGUCUUCAGCACGAUCCGAAAGCGAGACCCACAGUGUCACAAUUAUUGCAGGUACAAUAUGUACCAACCAUGCAAAAUGUUGCGUCGAUCAUGACAUCCGCUGACAUUCCGGCGAGCAUUCUUGUGAAAAUAAAGCAAGCUCUGAAUGAGGAUGAGUGGCGGCAUUUGGUGCAGAUAUUGGACACAAAGCGACAUUGUAUAUGAUAUUAUCGAAGUAAUACAUUAUUGGUUUACUGAUGUACAUAAAAAUAUUUGUAUAUACAUACAAGAGACAAUUUGCAGCGAGACACAAUACGGAAACAUUUGAU